AAAAAAAAAGAUCCAUCUUCAAUCAUCGCUAUCAAAAAAAAAUGUUACUUUUGAAUUAUAACAAUCAUCGUUCCAAGAGGUAUCAUUAGGCCAUUAAAUGUCUAUUGAUUGGAUAACAAUAUGACUAAUCAUACUUCAACACCAUCCCCUGCUCCAUCUUCAUUAUCCGUUAAAAUCCCUAAACCACGAAGAUUUAGUAGAAUUGCUCCUGAUAAUGAUUCCACCAGUUCAUUCUUUAAUUCAUCAGAUCAAUUAACUGAUUCUCCCUUUUCUGAAAGUCAUCCCUUACAAGCUACUACAUCUACAUCAGCCUUAUUGUUUGGCAAUGAGAAUGGAAUAAGUAAUUUACAUAUCGAAACUACUAAUUCCCAUUCUAAUGUUCAUUCUCAAUUACAAACACCUCUUCAUGGUGCAUCGUAUAUUCCUCCUUGGACUGAACCUUAUAUCAUUGGUAUUGCCGGGAAUUCUGGAUCCGGUAAAACAUCAAUUGCCCAAAAGAUUGUUCAAGAAUUAAAUCAACCAUGGACUGUGUUGUUAUCGUUUGAUAAUUUUUAUAAUCCUUUAACUGAAGAUGAAAGGAAAUUAGCCUUUUCUAAUAAUUUUGAUUUUGAUACCCCUGAAUCCCUUGAUUUAAAUCUUGUGGUUGAAACUGUAUUAUCUUUAAAGAAAGGUCAUAAGACAACUAUCCCGGUUUAUUCAUUUGAACAUCAUAAUAGAACUGAUAAAACCAUUACCAUUUAUGGUGCUAAUGUGAUCAUCAUAGAAGGGAUAUAUACCUUAUACGAUCCUCGACUAUUAGAUAUUAUGGAUCUUAAAAUUUAUGUUGAUACUGAUUUGGAUAUUUGUUUAGCUAGAAGAUUAACGAGAGAUAUCUUAUAUAGAGGUCGUGAUUUAAGUGGAUGUCUUCAACAAUGGGAAAAGUUUGUUAAACCAAACGCGGUGAAAUAUGUUAAUCCAACUAUGAAUAAUGCUGAUUUAAUUAUCCCCAGAGGAUUGGAUAAUGUGAUUGCCAUUAAUUUAAUGAUCAAACAUAUUGAAAAACAAUUAAUUUUAAAAUCAAGUCAACAUUUGAAAUAUUUACAAACUUUAGAUAUAAAAAUCAGAGAUCUUAAUGAAUAUAAUGUGAAGAUUUUACCUAUUAAUAAUCAAACUAAAGGGAUAAAUUCAAUCUUAUUUAAUGAAGAUACAGAACGGUCAGAUUUUAUCUUUUAUUUUGAUAGAAUAAGUACAAUAAUAAUUGAAGAAGGGUUACAUUUCAUCAAUGAUUUUGAACCGAUUACAGUAACUGCUGCUAAAUCUUAUCAAUAUCAAGGGUUAAAAUUAGUUGAUGAUAUAGUUGCCAUCAGUAUAAUUCGAUCAGGUGAUUGUUUUAUGAAUUCAAUUAAAAAGACAUUCCCUGAAAUCAGUAUUGGUAAACUUUUAAUUCAGAGUGAUUCUAAGACUGGUGAACCUCAAUUACAUUAUGAUUCUAUUCCACAAGAUAUACAACAGAAUAAAAUCAUGUUAUUUGAUUCUCAAAUUAUAAGUGGUGCCGCAUCGAUUAUGGCCAUUCAAGUGUUAUUAGAUCAUGAUUGUAAACCUAAAGAUAUCAUCUUAUGUUGUUAUUUAUCUACUGAAUUAGGAUUACGAAGAAUCUUAAAUGUAUUUCCAGAAGUUAAUAUUGUAAUUGGGAAAUUAUCAAAUAUAAAUGAUAAUGCAGAUGGAAGUAAAUGGUAUAAUCCUGAGAAUUGUAAAGAUACAGAUUGGCAAUUCAGAAAUCGUUUUAUAGACAGUUUAUACUUUGGAACUGAUUAGAUUUAAUUUUAGAACUAUAUAACAUUCAUUCUAGUAUAAACUUUAUAUUUUAAUUGCAAAAUGUAAAUAAUUUGCGCAACCAACUGAAACCGAUCUGAAAAAAAAUAAAGA
Scheffersomyces coipomensis is the source of this 1905-nucleotide messenger RNA. It is a transcript of the gene URK1, whose product is annotated as uridine kinase. NCBI's taxonomy places the organism in Eukaryota, Fungi, Ascomycota, Pichiomycetes, Serinales, Debaryomycetaceae. The coding region runs from base 121 to 1794 and encodes 557 amino acids. Gene Ontology annotation, molecular function: ATP binding; uridine kinase activity. The transcript has a single exon. Gene Ontology annotation, biological process: pyrimidine-containing compound salvage. Gene Ontology annotation, cellular component: cytoplasm. The record is from RefSeq and is a predicted model, not a curated record.